AUGACGGAGUAUGAGGAUCUGGGACAUAUGAUGAAAAUACAAUCAAGGGAUGUGCGUGGUAAUCAUUACUAUAUCCUGCAUCAUUGUGUCCUACGCCCAAAUAGCAGCACAACAAGGCUGAGGGUUGUGUUCGAUGCGUCUUGCAAAUCAUCAUCUGGUUGGUCACUCAAUGAUAUUUUGCAUUCAGGUCCCAGGGUUCAAGGAGAUCUGUUUGGAAUGCUGUUGCGAUUUAGACUGCCGAGAUUUGUCUUUACAACAGACAUUGAAAAGAUGUAUAGGCAAGUGCUAGUCGACAAAAGAGAUCGCAAAUAUCAGCUAAUGCUAUGGAGAAACACUCCAGACAAGGAACUCGAACACUACAUGUUAAAUACGCUAACAUAUGGUACGACGUGUUCUCCAUACCUUGCUACAAGAUGUCUAAAAAGGCUAGCAGAUACAAACAUGCAAAAAUAUCCAUUGGGCGCGCUGGUACUUCAAAAGAAUUUCUACGUUGACGAUUGCAUGUGCGGGUCUGACAGUUUAACAACGGCAAUUGAGAUGCGGAAACUGGUUAAUAUGUUACUACAGGAUGCUGGAUUUAGACUACGAAAAUGGUGUGCUAACCACUUGAAACAACUGCAUGGAGUUCCUCCAGAAGAUAGAGAAGUAGAUCUAAAUUUUGACAAGUCAUCAACCAAGGUUUUGGGAAUAACAUGGAUUCCUCAAGCAGACCGAUUUUGUUUGAAGAGUGAUGUGAAUGAAUGCACAAUCGUCACCAAGAGGAAGGUCACGUCUGAUUUGGCAAGAUUGUUCGACCCCUUAGGAAUUGCAGGUCCUGUGGUGUCAGCAGCGAAGAUCUUUAUUCAGCAACUGUGGAAGGAUAAACUAGUCUGGGACGAGGAACUGCCACCAGAAAGGGCAGCAUGUUGGUUAUCGUUCAGAGAAAGCCUGAAGAUGUUAAAUGAUUUCAAUUUACCCAGACACAUGUUUGAUGGAGAGAAACCAACAAAAAUUGAGAUACAUACUUUUGUGGACGCGUCUGAAAAGGCAUAUGGUGCUGUGGUGUAUCUUCGUGCUAUGCUGCCCGACGGCAGGCAUAAAGUCAGACUCCUUUGUUCUAAAUCAAAAAUAGCACCAAUAAAAGAGAUCACUUUGCCACGGUUAGAGCUUUGUACCGCUGAAUUGGGGGCAAAACUUACAGCUAAAGUCAAGCCCGAAUUGGGUUACGACGACCUUCGGACUAUUUAUUGGUCGGAUUCAGAGAUUACGUUGUACUGGAUCAAUUCGGAACCAUCGGCACUUAAGACGUUCGUUGCAACAAGGUAA
Messenger RNA from Musca domestica (house fly), 1305 nucleotides. RefSeq lists its product as uncharacterized. The transcript has a single exon. NCBI's taxonomy places the organism in Eukaryota, Metazoa, Arthropoda, Insecta, Diptera, Muscidae. The record is from RefSeq and is a predicted model, not a curated record. Bases 1 to 1305 code for a protein of 434 amino acids.